AUGGCUAUGCUCUAUAGACUCCACUAUUCAGUGAAGGAUAGCAGUAUUGAGGACUUGAUAACUUCUCUAGGAUUCAUUGACGCUCGAGUCAAGAACGCUGCAGCUCAAAAAGGCCAUCAGUUGCUUGUUUCUGGCAAAAAUUCGAAACAAAACGGAGUCAAAUGGGUAUUGAACAUAUCUGUGAACUUUCCCCCUCAUCACAUGAGUGCAGCUGUCUCCUUGAAAAAGGCAGUCGCUGUAGUCCCAGAGGCCGCAUUGGCUGAACGUGACAUGGAGCUGCCCGAACUGAUAUCAGGCGAGGGGGAGCUACCUGGCCCAUCCCAGGAACUAGAAGUGACAACAGAGGUCUCAGUCCCCGCGAUUGUAUCUGGAGGAAUACGAGGGUUCUUUGACCUGCGUUUCUGGAAUGCCACAGACACUCAGCUCGACUUCGGCCUAAAGGAUGUAACGGACAUACUGACCGCCUGCCGUCCCGAGCGAGGUUGGGAUGAGGUGACGCAAAUGGCCCCGUCAUCAGCAGUUGUGCCAGAAUACAGUAGUAGCACCGAGAACAAGAAGGCGUUAUCACCGUCGAGUGGUGUUCAGCUAAUGCCAGUGGAGAUUUGGGAGAGUUGA
Messenger RNA from Fomitiporia mediterranea MF3/22, 615 nucleotides. RefSeq lists its product as uncharacterized. NCBI's taxonomy places the organism in Eukaryota, Fungi, Basidiomycota, Agaricomycetes, Hymenochaetales, Hymenochaetaceae. Bases 1 to 615 code for a protein of 204 amino acids. The transcript is spliced from 5 exons. The record is from RefSeq and is a predicted model, not a curated record.